This is a messenger RNA of Otolemur garnettii (small-eared galago), 856 nucleotides long. Its product is annotated as CMRF35-like molecule 6. Bases 493 to 762 code for a protein of 89 amino acids. Lineage: Eukaryota; Metazoa; Chordata; Mammalia; Primates; Galagidae. The transcript is spliced from 2 exons. The record is from RefSeq and is a predicted model, not a curated record.
UGGGGAAGACACCAGUGACUGUCCCUGUUCCCACUUGUGGCCUCAUUCCAGCCCCUGCAGUGCCCAGGGCCCUGGGUCCCUAGUCAGUCCGGGUCAACUACACAGAGCAAAGGACACUUUGGCUCUAUCUGAGUGAGUGAGUUUGGUGACCCUGUGCCCUUUCCUCAGGCUCUCACAUCUGGCAAGCAGCAGGGUGACUCUCACCUCUGAAAGUACCCACCUGGCUGCGUGUACCUGGGGAUGGGCUGCAGAAGGGGUCUGGGCCCUGGUCAGGCCUGGGAAUGGCUGUGUGGCAUGUUAUACCCAGGACAUCUGUCCAGCACGCCUCAGGGACCUCAUCUGUGGGAAUUAGAGCAUGUGGCAUGUUACACCCAGGACAUCUGUCCAGCACACCUCAGUGACCUCGUCUGUGGGAGCGAGAACCUCCUGGGUGUCAGUGAGUGAGAGAUCCUGGCAGGGACACCAGCCCUCACCUGUUUUCUCUCCACAGCCAUGACCAUGGUGUCCAUUCCCCAGAGCUCCACAGGCACAGCGGGUCCCCCCACGUCCCUGCCAGUGCACACCCGGCCCAGACCCACUGCCCAGGACAGCCCUGGCCCCAGCCCAGAGCCUCGGUCUCUAGUGGGCAGCACCCACUCCCUGUUCCUGGUCCUCCUGCUGCUGCCUCUGCUCCUGAGCAUGCUGGGGGCCGUCCUCUGGGUGAACAGGCCUCAGAGAAGCUCUGCAGGGAGGCCAGGUCGGCCUGAGUAUGAGAACCAGUAGCCUCUGCUGUCUGUGAGCACCCUGCCCAGGGACGCAGCCCUUCCGGUGGAUCAGAAUGAGCUUGUGGCUAAUAAAUUCAUUGUUACGCUCCAUG